AUGCUGCUCCUGUAUGCUUUAGACGUGAUAGCCUCGCCAGAGGAGGAGACUUGGAGACUAUGUCCAUGCCUCCCAGGAAAACUGCACGGCUACGUCAAUAAAGCGAGAGUUGCAAAGCCACACUCACCAAAACAGACUACGAACCUACCAAAUAGCACAGAGGAUAAGGAUACUCACUCAAGAAGUCGGGAUGUUACAACCAAGGAACCUCCGGCUGGUUACUCCCGAUUGGAUCU
Messenger RNA from Diversispora eburnea, 236 nucleotides. The record is from the annotation of a GenBank genome assembly. Lineage: Eukaryota; Fungi; Glomeromycota; Glomeromycetes; Diversisporales; Diversisporaceae.